Molecule: messenger RNA, 3251 nt
Organism: Vitis vinifera (wine grape)
Lineage: Eukaryota; Viridiplantae; Streptophyta; Magnoliopsida; Vitales; Vitaceae
Exons: 2
Coding region: 2441-2962 (173 amino acids)
Source: RefSeq, a predicted model, not a curated record
AGGAUUUGACCCAUAAAUCAUAACUCUGGGCUGGCCCAUGCCUGCUUCCAAGGCUAAAUCCCAGCCAAGUCAUGGUCAUCAUCCCAACUCCAAGGACAGUGCUUCUUGGUAUUUAGCCAGAGCCCAUCUCUCUUCAUCAAUCCACUAAGGUCCUAGUUCUUCCAACGGUAACAAAUCAAAUGAACUCAUGAAUCACGCGAUGAUCUUCCACCAAUCCAAUAACACCAUCAUCAUCUCUUGUCCAAAUAUUCAAAGAGACUGACACGCACACCGAGCAAUCAAACCAGAGUCAAGUGGCUCGUACACCUCCGUACGCCUCGACCCAAUUGACCACCCACACUUUGUUCACGCGGGGUGACGGAGCCAGGGUCUGCUGAAGAUGACACUGGGAUUAAUUACAAAGCUUGAGUCUUCUCCCCCCCUCUGAUCUGACAUUGGGAACUGAUCAAAUUCAACAGAUACACAAAUCAAUAAACACUAUAUAAUACUCAGUAUGUUAGUUGUUUUUUUAAUGAUAAACAGUCCAUAAUGCUCAAGGUUUUGCUAACAAUAUAGGAGACCAAAGCAGAGACAGCAACCUUAGACCAAGCCUAAAAAGCCUUUCGGCCAUGGGUUUUGACUGGUCUUCAUAUCCAUGGAGAAUCCACCACGUGUCAUAACCCCAUUUGAUUUACCUGUUGAAAAAAAGUUAAAGCAUGUGAAUGACAACGGUGUCCUUUCUGUGGAAGUUAAAAUUAAAGACCCCAGUCCACCAGUCCAGACCAGUCCAAUCCAGUCCCCUUUAUUCUUCUCACAUGUCCUCAAAACCUACCAUUGCCCUAAACUAUUCUCCCCCCCUAUCUCUCUUGUCCGGACCUGGGCUUUCAAUGGGUAGCCUCCAGGCUGCAGACAUUGUCCAGAUCCAAUAUAAAAAAUGUGAAUCUAAUGGCCUUUCUCUGAUUUUUAGAUUCAAGUGCACAAUAAUUGGACACCCUUCCCAGUCUAUUAUCAUAGAUUUGGUUUGGAGAUAUUGGAGAUACAGUGUACCCCUAUCGCUGUUGUCCACUUCAAUUUGUUCUGGCUCUCUCUUGGCCAGCCUGCUUUGUAUUGAAGCAGCAUCCUCCUCACCCCUCAUUUCGUACCCUUCUGCAAAAAUUCCCCAUGUUCGCAGUUGUUUUGAUGAGUAUCUUUCAAGUUACUUAAAACCCGUUUCCAUCCCUAGCAACUUCAUUUGAUUUGAAUUAUCUAAGUGUCGCACGAAUGGAUUAUGGAUUGCUUAAAAAACUUGGGCGGAUGAGUUCUUUGUCAUGGAAAAGGGAAGAUGGGUUCACGUGACCACGUGAUAUCCUUCAAUAUUAACAUAAAGGAAUAGCUUCAAAAGAGAUUAGACUCAUGAUGACUUACCCACUUCACCACCCAAAAAUGUAUGUUAAAUGGAACACUCCCCACUCCAACCUAUUCAGUUUUUUUUAUUGGUGACAAUAUUUUUAAAAUGGAAGCAAGCCCAGAUCACGUGGCCCCUUCGAUGCGUCGGCAUCGCCAGCUCAUACACUGCCGAUAACUUACAAGUCAAAGCACGGUCAACCAGGCCAAUGCAUGCCGACCCCCUCUUCUGGAUUCUGCCACUGCGCUUCUUGCUUGCUUCCCAGUUUUCUCUCUCUCUCUCUCUCUCUCUCUUUCUUUCAAAUAAUAUUAAUUAUUUAGCUAAAAACAUUUAAAGCAUUUUUACCUCUUUUAACAAACACAAUGCCCCCCAACCCCGCCCAUUAAUAUGAUUCCAGUUGUUUUUAUUUUUUAUUUUUUUUUUAUGCCAGCAAAGGGAACAACUGUUACCAUACCCCCAAAGCCACCCAUCAAUUCUUCAUUUAAUCUCUGUUGUAAACCAUUAAUGGUGGCCCCACCAAAUAUGCCCAUAUGAGAACAUCUUGGUUGAUAUAUAUAUAUAUAUAUAUCUAUGACAUGUGAAUGCAUGCAUUCUUCACCAAUAAAAAAAUGGAGUUGAAUUGUUAGCAGAAAUUAAUUAUACGUGGUCAAGGGUGAUAUCUAGAUGAAAAUAUCAGUUUUUGCGGGCAAGUUUCAUCUGGGUUUCCAGAUAAGCUUCUUGGAAGUUGGGAUUAGAUAUGAAGCAAAGGCAGUAGUGGGGACGUGGUAAGAAUUGUUUAAGCUUUCGGGGUUUAAAAUUACACCCACCACCCACGGGUGGUAGAGGUCCUCAACUAGUGGGAAGCAGGCGCAGCGAAACUUCCCGGUUUGUAUUUCCAAGAAUGGUCAUGGAUGAAUGCCAAUUAACAUGUCAUGACAAAACAUCGCGUCAUGACAUGACAUGCAUGAAGUCAAAAACAUACAUUAAGCUCACUGCUUCUUUUGAUAUAAAUACAAACAUCUACUAGUGGGGUUGUAACAGUGGAAAGAGGGUGGGGGUCUGGGGUAGAAUUUAUUAGUCUUUUCCAUGUUGUUUUGAAUGCCCAUGGCAUGUUUAGACAUGUACAACUCCGAGCACAAAGGUCUUUGCGCUCCAAUGAGCCCCAGAAUCUCUUUCUCCAAUGAUUUUGUUGAGUCCCAGCAGAUGAUCAAGCACGAAAGGAGCUCCAGGGAGGCUCCAGUGUCUUCAGACUUUGAAUUCUCUGUGACCAACUACUCCAUGAUGAGUGCUGAUGAGCUUUUCUUCAAGGGUAGGUUGCUGCCUUUUAAGGACAAUUGCACCAAUCACUCGCAGAAGACGACCCUCAGAGAGGAGCUUCUUGUGGUUGACGAGGAGGAAGUUUCACGCCGGCCGCCCAAGGGCUCCACCAGAUGGAAGGGGCUUCUGGGUCUCAAGAGAACCCACAUUGGCUCCAAGAAAACUGAUAAGACUGAUGGGCCAAUGGUGGAAGGCAAGAGGUCUGUUUUGGUUCAUGAAGAGGCUCAUGUUGGCAAGACCUCGACACAGGAAAUGUUGAAUGAUGGAGGGUCAAGUUGCAGAGACGUUGAGUUUAGGACAUAAUGAUGCCAUUAUGGAUGGUGAUGGAUUUGUAGAGGGUGGUGGGCAUUUUUUCGGAAGUGAGGAUGGAUUCUUCUAAUUUUUAGCGGAGGUUUGGAUAAAAAAAUUUAGAGGCCAUGCUGAUUUGUAUUAGCUGCUUGAUUUCAACUUUGAUUCAUCUUUCUGAUGUUGGUUUAGAGUCUCACUGCUCUUCUUUGUUUCCCUUUUGGAUCUCCUAGUAGUCGGAUGUUUGGCUGUUUUCUGUACAAAAUGUUUGCAGUUGAAAGAGCCUCUGUUUGAUGUUUAGCACUAA